AUGCAUUGUGAGCCUUUAGUCUGUGUUUCACUUGCAACUGCAUACUUAGCCUUCAACAAUGCAAUUGUACCCCCUUCAGUGCAAGCUACUUUCCCUUACAUAUUUGCUGUUAGCAAGUACUUACAGGAUGGAACUUUUGAUCUUGUGGGUAAGAUUAUCUAUGAGAUUGACCAGCAGCCAUUCCAAAGUAUAUUCUAUAACGGUACCAUUGAAGUUGUUGAGGCUGGUGGUUUCCUCAGUGUUGAGUCCGUGUUUCUUGUUACCCUUGGUAUUGCACUUCUUGUUCUCCUUGGUUUGUGGCUUCAUGGUCAAUUUCAGCAUAUCACCAAGAAAACUAAGAGGGCUCCAAAGGUAGAAGUCGGGACUAGGGCUACCGAUGCCUCAAUGGACGAAUGGCUUCAGGGAACUGCUUAUACUCAGUCGGCAUCUAAAUCAAAGAAGAAGUAGAUGACAGAAUGCUUGCGAUGUCGGGCUAUUGUAACGCUAGC
Hibiscus syriacus is the source of this 488-nucleotide messenger RNA. Its product is annotated as translocon-associated protein subunit alpha-like. The record is from RefSeq and is a predicted model, not a curated record. Gene Ontology annotation, cellular component: endoplasmic reticulum. The transcript has 5 exons. Bases 1 to 447 code for a protein of 148 amino acids. Lineage: Eukaryota; Viridiplantae; Streptophyta; Magnoliopsida; Malvales; Malvaceae.